This is a messenger RNA of Diaporthe citri, 762 nucleotides long. RefSeq lists its product as uncharacterized. The record is from RefSeq and is a predicted model, not a curated record. The transcript has a single exon. NCBI's taxonomy places the organism in Eukaryota, Fungi, Ascomycota, Sordariomycetes, Diaporthales, Diaporthaceae. Bases 1 to 762 code for a protein of 253 amino acids.
AUGGGCGGCCUUGUAUUAUCUGGCAAGGAGCAUGGGACUGGCACCGUCACCGCAUCCCAUUUGACUGAGCGGUAUGGGAGGUAUGAGUGGAAUGUUGGGCAUCCCUUGAUGCACCUCGUCCUGGGAAAAGACGACAUUCAAGACAAGAGUAAGGCGGACUGGCUCCUAAAAAGCCUUGCUAUUUUACAGGUUACAUGGAUUAUCGUCAAUGUGAUCGUCCGCCAUACCACAGGCCUUCCUAUAUCGCAGAUUGAGAUUGCCACUGUGGCCUUUGCAAUCGUCGCAGUGUUGAUAUGUCUAGCCAACUGGUGGAAACCCAAGGACAUCUCCCGACCGACCAUGUUGCAGUUCUGUGGCUGCGGUAAACGAUCCGGUCAUUUGCGAGCUAGGACGCAAUCUUUCACCCAGCGGAUCCUGCCGCCAAGCGAGGCCAUCGACAAGGCGGAGAAGGGUGUGCCACGCCAUAUCAAUAGGGUAGCUAACGAUGUUCUCUGGAUGGAAGGCGAUAUACGCCUGCUGUUCUACCUGAUGGCCGGGUCGUCAUUUAUUUUUGGCGCCUUGCACUGUCUUGCUUGGAACUUCGAAUCCCCCACACAGGUCGAGCUUAUCUGCUGGCGAGUCGCGAGCCCAGUGUCAGCCAUUCUGCCCAUAGUGGCUUUGGCCAUCAGCACGAUCCUAGGCCAUUUAGCGGCUUCUAAAUCCUCACAACGCAACAUCCCAACCAAAGAUUUGCGCAGAGCUCAACCUGGUUCUUCUGGAUAA